ACGCACGCUGCUGAUUCGCCAGAGCCCGUAUCAGUCAAUGCCGAAGCACAGCCACGCCAGACCCCUUCCACCCCUGUGGGUGUCGCUCCUGUACAGCGCCCACGUUUGUUCUCCCCAGUCAGUGACGGGGAGAUGGAGACGCACGAAAGUGGCCGCGAUCACGCCACUCUGGACUCCGGCCUGUCCCAUUCACAUCGUAACAUUAGGUGGCUGGAAAGACUACCAGCAGUGACGGGGUCAGGUGGAUGCAAAUGGUGUCCACUGCCGGGGAUCCAUUUCUGCCUCACCACUCCAUGAAUGCUGGCCCCAUUGACGCGACACUGCACGAAAUCGCUGCACCACUCCGAGUGGUCCGACGACUCAUGCGUUCCGGAUCAAGGCAUCCCUAUAGCGUGGCACCCAUGUAUGUUUGCACUAAAGACGGUCUGGCCACUCUAGCAUUGUGUGACAUGCGUGGUUCUCAGUCCUGUGCCAACAACUCCCUUCCCCACACUGUCCCUUGGCCCACACACUUCGUGCCCCGCCUUUGCUCCAGCAUGCAUACUGCACGUGGCUCUUGCCGUGUCUCUCUUUUGGCCACUGGGUGCUGGUCCCCGCUAAACUCUAGCUCUAUUUGUGGGGUAUUGUGUUUCAGCUCGUGGCCCCUUUCCUUUUUAAUACUCUGACGGCAAAGGGAAGGUCUCCCCACAGCUUGGGGUACAGUUUGCACACCUAUGCAUGCAGGCUCUCAUGGUCAGGGUUCUGCCACUCAAGACUUAUGCAAUUGUGGACGUGCACUCAAAUGCCUGCCGGAUAACAAUCCUCCAGCCAGUGAAGGGGCUGAUUAGGGACGCGAGGUAAGACGUGUGAGCCCGAAUAACUCACAGGUGCAGAGGAGACAUAGGAGGAGCAUAGGAGGAGCAUAGGAGGAGCAUAGGAGGAGCACAGGAUCGACAGAAGCACUAGGAGCGCCUGCUAGAGGCUAGCGUCUUACAGGUUUAGCUGUCUGUUUCCUUCAACACUUGCCGUGACCUGAGGCACCUACAAGUCAGAUGUGCGGCUCGAAGGCUCAUCGUGCGAGGAGCGGCAGAGGCAGGGUCGAAUGCGGUUCGGUGCGGUAACCAUGCUCGCAGCUCUUUUCUGCGUGUGAAGGAGGAGGUUGCGUUGCGUAACGUCACAGCACUGAUCAUCUCCCCGUGUCACUCCGUACCACUCUGUACCUGCCCGUACCUGUCCAUACCUCUCCCCGUAUCCCCGUGGUGGAGCCGAUGCUUCUCUUUCUCGUCCUUAAGUCCUCAAGCAUCGUCUCUGGACUUAACCAUUUCGUACAAGGAAGUUACGCAAUAGUCCGCGACGCAUUGGCCCACAGGGCUUUCACCAAGUCCGUUCCCGGAAUUCAGUCAUGUCUCUAGCGCUCACACGGUGCUAAGUGGCGAUUAAGGACGAACUUGGAGGCGCGAAUGGUUCGGCGCACUCGCUUACAGGACAUCCCGUCUCAGGGGAUUUCGCGGCGUCGCUGAUCCGGUUACAGCGUCGCUAGAGCGACAAGCUGUUACGCUGUGAACUAGCAGUAGCAGCAGCAGCAGAAGAAACUGCUGAUAGCAGCGAUAUUGCAACCGGACCAGCAGGGUCAGCACAAGGCACCUACCUACCGCCGAUUGCGGCGGUGGCGGCGGUAGCCGCGUCGCUAGGCGCCAUGGACGGCGGUGUAGCUACCACCACCGGCAGUGGCGGCGGCGGCGGCGGCGGCGGGGGUGGUGGCGGGGAGUUGAGGAAAGGGCCGUGGACAGCGGAAGAGGACGAGCUUCUGGUGAAGUGCAUUCGCGAGCACGGCGAGGGCAACUGGAGCUCCGUGCCCAAGAAAGCAGGGCUGCAGCGGUGCGGCAAGAGCUGCCGGCUGCGGUGGGCGAACUACCUGCGGCCGGACCUGAAGCGAGGCACGUUCACGAACGAGGAAGAGGACCUCAUCGUCGCGCUGCACAAGAGCAUGGGCAACAGGUGGGCGAAGAUAGCGAUGGAGCUGCCGGGGCGCACGGACAAUGACAUCAAGAACCACUGGAACACGCGCAUCAAGAAGAAGCUUCGGGAGGAAGGCAUUGACCCCGACACGCACCUCCCGCUCUCCUCCCUGCCGCCAGAUCACGUGCCCAGCAAGCCGCACAAGAGGGGACCUCCCCCAGGUAGCGCCUCCACCCGGCCCCUCAAGGGCGUCAAAAAGGCCUCUCCCCUCGCUGCUGCUGGUGCUGCUGGUGCUGCCGGUGCUGCUGGUGCUGCCACUGCACCCACUGUUCAUGCCCCUCGUGCUGCCAGUGCCCCUCAUAGUACUGCUGGUACUGCCGCUGCCCUUCCAGACCAUAGUGCUGCUGUUGCGGCAGCAACAGCUGCUGCUGCUGCUGCUACCUCAUCUGCUGUCGCUCCCGCCACUGCUCCCAUUCCUGCUGGCUACACAUCAGCCGCAGGAGCAUCAACCUCCUCUGCUGCCUCCGCCUCCGCCUCUGUGUCAACCACUUCCGCCUCCUCUACCCCCACCGUCCCCUCCUCUCUCCCCAUCACUCUCCCCACACACACCCCCAACCACCCUCCCGACCUCCCGCCUCCCUCCUUCCAAACCUCCUCGGGAAAUGGAGGUGGGGGUAUGCCAGGAGGCCGGUUGGCGCAGGGACUUGAGGGGAGGGGUGUGGGGGAAGGGAGGGGAGGACAGUACUAUUCCCAAGGACAGAUGAUUGGGUGCGAGGGGUUGGGAGGGGAGGGAGAGGGUUUGGAGGAAGGGGGAGGCAUGGGCGGAGUGGGUGGAGAGGAAGAGAGUGAGGAGGCUGAAAUGGGGGAGGGGAGUGUGGGUGGGUGGAAAGAGGGAGAGGAGGAGCGAGGAGGAAGAGGAGGGGAAGAGGGCCAAGGGGGAGGAGGAGGAGGCGGAGGAGGAGGGGGAGGAGGGAAGAGAGGGAGAGACCGGGGGAAGGGAUCGAGUUUGGAUAGCUUGGACUUAGCAGCGAAGGGGCUUGAGAGUCUUCUGAGUGGGAAGACGGAGGGGGAUUUGCAGGAGCUCCUGCAACAGCUGCAGCAGCUGCAGCAGCAGCAGGAGGAGGAGCAGAAGCAGAAGGGGUGGCAACUGCGGCAGCAGCAGCAGCAGCAGCAGCAGCAGCAUCCACAUGUUAGAUCCCCUCCCACCUAUUCUGCUCGAAGAAAACCUCCUGGAAGUGACCUGGCUGGUAGCUCACUGGAAGGAGGGGAAAUGAGGGAAGAGAGUGAGGGGCGGGUUGGUAUUGAGGAUAAGUUAAGGGUAAGGGGCGACUUUAGAAGCAGCAGGGAGGGGGCGGUUGCGGGGCAGGGGAAUGUGGCGAAUGCGGCGCUGGCCCUGCUAGGUGGCAAUGGAGGAUGGCGAAGGGAGAGAAGGGGACAGUUAGGCAAUGCAGCAGAGGGGGAGCAAGGUCCUGGGGGUCUGGUGGGGGGAUUAGGGGUGAGGGAGGGAGGUGUGAGGGGGAGUGGAGGGGGGCAGCGAGUGGCAUUGGAAGGAGGGGCCGAGAGGGGCGUGGGAGAGAUUGAGGGGAAAGGAGGAUAUGGUGGAGGGAGGGGAGAUGGUGCGGCUGGUGGUGCUGCUGCCCCUGCCAUUGCCGCUGCUGCCACUGGUGGUGGUGGUGGUGGUGGUGGUGGUGGUGGUAGUGGUGGUGGUGCUAGUGGGAGUAACGCCAGAGGUGCGGAGUCAGCAGGAGCAGGAGGGGCGACGGCAGAAGGUGGGGAGCCAGAAGUGUCUCCUACCAGCGUCAUCAGGCAACUCCUGCGGGCUGCUAGACAGUCCGGCUGCGCCGCUGCUGCCCCCACCGCCCCUCCCCUCGACCCCUCUGCUGCCCUACCCGCCUCCCUUUCCAACCACCACCAGGCCACGGCACUCCCAAUAGCCCACCACCGUCACCAACCCUCCCAUCACCAUCACCAGCAUCAACCCUACGCCCCGCCACCUUCCUCGCAGGCAGCGACAGCCGCGGCUGCAGCAGCAGCUGCAGCGGCUAUGGCGGCUGCAGCGGCCUCUGGGCGGUCCCCGUUGCCUGGGCUGGGCGGGUCAGGGUUGUCUCUGGAGCAUCUGCAGCGCGUGGCUGCACUGCUAUCCGCCUCCAAUCACCUCCCCCGCGCCCCUCACGCCCCUCAGUCUGCGGCUGCAGCAGCAUCGGCAGCAGCAGCGCUUAAUUCCUCACUGAUUUCCUCCCCGCAGCUCCUCACGGGUUCAGGGGCUAGUGCUGCGGCUGUGGCAGUGGCAGCAACAGGGGCUGCUGCCGCUGCUGCUGCAACAUCAUCAGUGCCUCUUGGAGGUUCGGCUUACCUCCAUCCGUUCACGCACACUCUCGCACAACCCCACUCACACUCACACUCACAGGCUCCCUCACUCCCUCGUCCGUAUACACACUCCCUCACACACUCAUCUAUACCGUCCCAUCCUAGACCACCCUCAGUGAUCCAUCCCCGAACCAGUCACCCCUCUGUGCACGCCCAAGGGUACAGGCGGGGUAGGGAAGGGGAGGAGAGUGGAGAGGAGGAGGGGCAAGAGGAGGAGAGAGAUCCAGCGCCGAAAGAGCAGCAGAGAAGCGAGGGGAUGGGAAAGAGAGUCAGGGACGGAGAGCAAGGUGGUGAUGGGGAUGCUGGUGGUGAGGAGGAGGAGACGAGGCACGUGGCGGGGAGAAGAGGCGUAGAGUCUGGGGAACAAGGGCCCAAUCUGGUUGCAGGCAAAGCAGUAGUAGCAGCAGCAGUAACAGAGCAGGGUCAGUUGGGAGUGGCAGGGACAGGGACAGGGACAGGGACAGGGACAGGGACAGGGACAGGAGGGGGCAGGGGAGGAGGAACGGUGGGUGAGUUAGGAGGAGGUCAGGAGAGAACAGCCCCGCUAUCCAUAUCCACUUCCUCUGCCUCUGCCUCUGCCUUCUCCCCUGCACCUAGCAUCUUACCACGGCCACCACUGCCUAAAUCCAUGCACCCACCCUCCUCAACCCCAGCAGCAGCAGCAGCUGCUGCAGCUGCAGCAGCAGCAGGCCUGCCACCAGCCCCCACAGGAGCAUCGAUAGCCGCGGCCGCUGCAGCAGCAGCAGCAGCUUCGCAGGCGGCGAUGGCCGUGGCAAGGAAACGCCCGUCUGCGUUCCGAGUGCUGUCCGUGGUCAUUCCCUCGGAUAACGGCCGUGCAGACCACGCUCCCCUUGCUGCUGCGCCGUCACCAGGAGCAGCAGCACCAGCAAUGACCGCUGCUGCUGCUGCUGCUGCUGCUUUCUCGUCGGCUGCUGCUGCUGCCGCUGCCGGUGUUGCUGGUGUUGCUGGCCACGGGGGAUUGCCAGGAGGGCAUACCUACAUGAGCCCCUUCCCUCCCAGAAGUCCCUGGGGCAGCGACGGCCAGUUCUGGGACUUGGCGUCAGAAACGACGGACAUGGAGGGGGUGGUCCUCCCCAGCCCGCACAUCAUCCCGCCCACGCCCUUCAGCGCCGCCUUCCCCAAGCCGCACAGCGCCGGCGCAGCUGUGCGGGAGCUCACAGCGUUCGACAAGCCACUUGUGUCCCCCGCCGUGCCGUUCUUCCCGCGGACGCGCUCGUUCAUUCGGAUGGUGAGGAGCAUUGCGGAGGAGGAGGGGCCGGAGGCGCUGGAGCGGCGAGAGGGGGUUGAGGGGGGUGAGAAGGGUGAGGGGGGUGAGGGGGGUGAGGGGCCGGAGGAGGAGGCGCAAGGGCGUGGCGGGACUAGUGGUGCUGGUGAGCAGGGUACGGGUGAUGAUGGUGGUGGUGGUGGUAGAAUGCAUGCGGAUGGCACUGAGGAAAACGGUGGUUGUGGUGGUAGUGGUGGUGGUACUGUGGGGAGUGGCGAUGAUGAUGGGGAUGGUUCUGGUGGUGAGAGGGAUGGGAGUGGCAGUGGCAGUGGUGGUGGUGCUGCGGAUGGCACGGUGAAUCAAGGAGAAGGAGGAGAGGAGGGGCGGGCAGUAGGAGAUGAGGCAGCAACAGCAGCACACCGUGCGCCAGGCUCUUCAGCAGCAACUGCAGCUCUACCAGCAGAGGAAUCCAAUGCCUCUGCCUCUCCCACUCAUGUGCCUCCUGCUGCUGCUGCUGCUCCUGCUGAUGGUGAUGGUGCUAGUGGAAUUGGGUCAGGAAACGAGUGUGGCAGAGAUACAACCACCACUGCCACCGGUAUUGCAGCUCCAGAUACUCCUGCCAACGCGCAAGCACCAUCAGGAACAGCAACCGCAAUCGCAACCACAGCCGCAACCACAACUGCAACAAAAACACCAGCAGCUGCAGAAUCUGCUGGCAAGGCAUUGCAGGAGCCACAUGCAUCAGGCACCAGGGCUGUCGGACGGCUGGGAGGCAGCUCCAUGAUGCGCCCUCCGCGCCUCUCGCCCGCCCCCCCCGGCCUUGCAGCAGUGGCGGCCGCAGCGGCAGCAGCAGCAGCUGCAGCAAUGACAGGCCCGGUUGAGCUUCUGCCAGUGAGAGGAGUUGUCAAUUGGACCUGUGCCUGCUCUCUCCACUCGUGUCAACUCUGACUUGCGACAAAGCCUCGCCUGCUGCCCAUUUCCCUCUCUCUGCUUCUCCCCCACUUCUCCCUGCCCGUCGCCCUUCUCCCCUCCUGUCCUUCAAACAUGUCUCUCUCUGCCCCUCCACCCCUCUGCUCCUCUACCCCUUUACC
This is a messenger RNA of Closterium sp. NIES-67, 6621 nucleotides long. The record is from the annotation of a GenBank genome assembly. NCBI's taxonomy places the organism in Eukaryota, Viridiplantae, Streptophyta, Zygnematophyceae, Desmidiales, Closteriaceae.